CAAUCUGAAAUGAGACCCACGUGUUCGUGCGUUAGCAAAUGCACUAAUACCAAGUCGGCGACGUACGACGAUUCUGAUCUGUUGGGUCCAGCUAUUCCUGGCAGUGUGGUGCUCGCCUCCGUCAAGUUCCUGUCUCGUCUUCUCACGUUGAUUAUCCUGACCACCUUCUCUAGAUUCAUCGCUAAUUAUCUACUGUCCGUUAUCGUCGUCACAGCUGUUCGAGAAUCGUCUAAGAAAAUUGUCGGCGUGUCACUUGAGCAAAAGAAUUAUGGUUCGGCCGUGCAUUCAAUAAUGAUCGCGUUGGACACAAAUAGUGCGAAUCACGGAAGAACUGCGUGAGAAGUGCAGAAUGUGUGAUUCUG
This is a messenger RNA of Vollenhovia emeryi, 362 nucleotides long. RefSeq lists its product as uncharacterized. The record is from RefSeq and is a predicted model, not a curated record. Bases 10 to 339 code for a protein of 109 amino acids. NCBI's taxonomy places the organism in Eukaryota, Metazoa, Arthropoda, Insecta, Hymenoptera, Formicidae. The transcript is spliced from 2 exons.